This is a messenger RNA of Pteronotus mesoamericanus, 2240 nucleotides long. RefSeq names its product phospholipase A2 group XIIB (gene PLA2G12B). Gene Ontology annotation, biological process: cholesterol homeostasis; phospholipid metabolic process; lipid catabolic process. The record is from RefSeq and is a predicted model, not a curated record. Gene Ontology annotation, molecular function: A2-type glycerophospholipase activity; calcium ion binding. The coding region runs from base 103 to 690 and encodes 195 amino acids. Gene Ontology annotation, cellular component: extracellular region. The transcript has 4 exons. NCBI's taxonomy places the organism in Eukaryota, Metazoa, Chordata, Mammalia, Chiroptera, Mormoopidae.
GAGUGUUCCAGAUAAUCCCUUUCCCAGUCCUGCUUACGGGCUGCGUGCCUGGGCUCCCCGGGACCGUGGCUGGGGUUUGAGGAGUGCCUGCCCGGCUACAGGAUGAAGCUGGUCACCAGCUCCUUGAUUUUGUGGCUCAGCCUGGGGAGUAGCCUGGCAGAAAGCGACACCAGCCCUGAUGCAGAGGAGUCCUAUUCAGACUGGGGCCUCCGGCACAUCCGAGGCAGCUUUGAAUCUGUCAACAACUACUUUGAUUCCUUUCUGGAGUUUCUGGGAGGGAAAAAUGGAGUCUGUCAGUACAGGUGCCGAUAUGGAAAGGCACCAAUGCCCAGACCAAACUAUAAGCCUCAGGAGCCCAACGGCUGCAGCUCCUACUUCCUGGGUAUCAAGGUACCAGAAAGUAUGGACUUGGGCAUUCCAGCAAUGACCAAGUGCUGCAACCAGCUGGAUGUCUGCUACGACACUUGUGGUGCCAACAAGUAUCGCUGUGAUGCAAAAUUCCGAUGGUGCCUCCACUCUAUCUGCUCUGACCUUAAGCGAAGUCUGGGCUUUGUCUCCAAUGUGGAAAUAGCAUGUGAUUCUCUAGCUGAUACCGUGUUUAACACUGUAUGGACCUUGGGAUGCCGGCCCUUUAUGAAUAGUCAACGGGCAGCCUGCAUCUGCGCAGAAGAGGAGAAAGAAGAGUUAUAAGGAAGAGGUGCUUCCUUGAUGGGUUUGAGUGACACCACAGCUGUCAGUCUUGGAGAUGGUAGUGCGGCAGAUGAGUUCUCAUCCUUUCUUCCAAAAGCUUGGAUACCAUAAAGCAGGAGAAAGGAAAUACUGGACAGCUGAAAAGUGAGUCCCAUUCUUUGAGAAUUGGAAAAAAGACACGGAGUGAUCUGAAGUCUAUUCGUCAGUUUAACACUGGUCUCCCCAACCAAGACACAUUUGCCUGGAAAUUCAGUUCUUAGUUUAAAGACUAAAAUAAAGACUAAAUACUGGGAUUCCUGAACUUGAUAAUUAUAUUCAUAAGUGAAAUUUUGGAGAGUCCAACCAUUUGGGAAGGAAUGACUUUCCUCUAAGUCCAUGUUUCAGUUGCCAAUAAGCAUCUCACAUAUAAUAAAGUGUACUUUUUAGAAAAUAUGAAAAGAGAUGAAUGAAUUCCAUUAUCACCAAUUUGCUUCCGUUUCGCUCAGAAGAAAACAAACCCAACCUGGUAAGUUCCAUCAAUGAUAACAGUUAUUCCCACUGGUGCUGAAGAAGUAAGAACCUGUGGUCAAAGGCUUGCCUGAUGAAAGGCAAUGGAGGUGGAGGUCAGAUGGAGUUUGUUUGGUCUCUGAGGUUCCAUUUCUUUUCCUUCAGUGAACUAUUCCUAUUGAUAACCCCAAGUGCUAGGUGGUCUUCGCAUCAUAUUAAGAUCUGAGAAGCGCUUCAUAAAAACUGCCACUGAAGGUAACUUGGAAAAGUUCCUGACAUCUGAGGGGCGCGAGAGACGAGUGGCCAUUCCCCAAAUGGUGGUUCUCAACCCUGGCGGCAAAUGAGAAUCACCUGAGGAGCACUAGCAAACAAAGACUCUCCGGGGCUGGUAUCCACAGACAGGUACACCUUGCUUUGUUGAGUUUGGUUUUAUUGCACUUCACAGAUGUUACAUUUUUUACAAAUUGAAGGCAAGACCCUCCACCAGAAAAAAGGAUUAUCACUUGCUUUAUUGCGAUACUCAAUUUAUUGUUGUGAUCUAGAACCAAAUUGGACAUAUUUCUGAGAUAUGCUUAUGUUGGUAUUUUAUAAAGGUGAUCCUGGUGCCCUGUGAAGACUGAGGGCCAUGAAGGCCUGGGAUUGGCAAGUGAAAGCCUGUGGACCAAAUCAGGCCAAACACUUGCUUAUGUGAAGUUUUAUUAGAACACAGUCAUGCUCACGUGUUUGUGGCUGCUCCUGGGCUACGACAGCAGAGUUGAGUAUUUGUGACAAAGGCUGUAUGGCCCAGGGAGCCAAAAACAUUGACCAUUUGGCCUUUUCAGAAAAAUUCGGUAAACCCCCGAUAUAGGUAAUUUUCUCCUUUCUUUUCCUUUUGUUAAUUUCACUGGCCCAUCAAGAUGUUGACUGUAGCCAUUUCUAAAAAGAAAAAGAGGAAAAACUGUUUUCUGAUCUUAUGUAAACCCAUAAAAUUAAUUGGCAUAUUAAGAAAUUGGAUUUAACUGCAGAUAAAAUUUGUCUCUGUGGUUUAUGCUAUUUAUUUCAGUAAAAUUUAUUAAACACCUACA